Messenger RNA from Nymphalis io (European peacock), 4118 nucleotides. Its product is annotated as putative phosphoenolpyruvate synthase. The record is from RefSeq and is a predicted model, not a curated record. NCBI's taxonomy places the organism in Eukaryota, Metazoa, Arthropoda, Insecta, Lepidoptera, Nymphalidae. Gene Ontology annotation, biological process: phosphorylation. The coding region runs from base 49 to 3996 and encodes 1315 amino acids. Gene Ontology annotation, molecular function: kinase activity; ATP binding. The transcript has 23 exons.
AUUAACCUUCAACUAUUUAAUACUCUAGUAGGUAUUACGAUCGAUUACAUGGAUUUCAUUGAUGUAUUACUUCAAGCCGGCUUAUGUACUGCCGCGGUUGUUGUUUACUUGAUAUUCAUACGAAAGUCUUCUACGCAGAGAGGAUUUUAUCGAGAACCGGGAUGGAAUUAUCCUUUAAAAUUAAUCUUGGCGCGAUACGCCGUAAAACGUUGGAAGUCACGAUUACCAGAGAGGAAUUUGUACGAGACCCCUCGGCCUAACCAAGCAGAGGGUUGGGAUGACAUUUCAUUACGAGCUUCUGCACCAGAUGGUUCAGCGAUCCUGUUAGGCAUACGUAAGGUGUGCGGAAGAAAACCUAUUGCAGAGGUCACAGUUCAUAUUAAAUUACCAGAUGGCAGCUGUUAUAAGCUGCUAGAACAUCCACAAACAGCAGUCAGCGAAUGGGAGCAUAUGGAAAGAGGGUGGAGCGCGGGUGGACUAAAAAUUCAAGUGACGGAACAUCUGAAUCGCUUAAGAAUUAUAUACAAUGGUAUUCUAAGAAGAACUGACGGUAACAAGACGCAGCAUGUGAAAUUUAGUCUUUUAUGGGCGUCCGCAACGAGUGUGGUACAACAUCCAAAAGAUUGGAGCGAACAACUUGCGGCGGAAACUUUGGCUCUCGAGCGCUGGAGAGACGGAAAUUGGUCACAAUUGUUAAAUAAUUGUGGUAAGGGUUCUGGUAGCUGGAUGCAGUGGGGUGCAUUGCAAGGACGUUUUCAAUCCUUUAAUGCUGAUGGGGUAAUCGAGAGGAAUGAAUAUCUUCGUCUAAGAGGAGUCAGAGAGAGAAGUUGGGCACCAGAUUAUAAAGAUAUAAGACGUAGUAUUACUGUGACUGCGGCGGCCCGUGACGGUACUGCUGUCCAAAUUCGAGGAGUCUCUUAUCAUAAUAAUUUUACACAAUGUAUAUCAGGAAGCGUUAGAUUACCGAAUUUUAUGGUGAAAAGCAUAACAUCAUCGGAUUUAAUUAUGUCAGAUUUUUGUGAGAAUCCAGACGGAAUACCUAAUACGUACACGAUUAACGUAAGCACUGCAAAUAAUCGUAACUUGAAAGUAAUCCUUCGUAUUAACAAAGAUGGAGGACGCCUGCUCUCGGGUCCUAAGGAGAUAGUAUACCACACUGUUAAUGUCAGUAUUGACGGCGAACACGGCACUGGUAUUCUAGAAUUGGGAUAUGAAACAUUAGCUGCUAAAUCAGUGGUCCAUCUUAAACCACUACCCGUUUUGAAGAGUCUGAGCGAGAAAGAAGCGGGUGACGUUGGCUACUGCGCCUCGUUCGAAGAGCGGAUCGCAUUUUGUACCAGCUACGUAGGGGGCAAGGGCGCGUCUCUCGCACUACUAGCCUCCGUACAAGAAGAAGAGGGAUACCGCGUUCCUCCGGGAUUUUGUAUAACGACUAAAGCUUUCAUCAAACAUUUAGAAGUCAAUCCUGGUCUCAGAAAAGCGAUUAGUGAAAUUGAAGCUGACAAUGACAACUAUGAAGAAAACAAGUUCAAAGAAAGAUGUCAGAAGGCGUUUGAUUUAUUUGUUUCUACGGCAAUAGUUGAUGAUGUCAAGGACAGUAUAUCGAUCUAUCUAAAUGAAUUGAAAAAGAAAGCCGCUGCCCAAAAUCUCGGAGACAAAAUAAGAUUUGCAGUAAGAUCGUCGGCGGUCGGUGAAGAUAGUGAGGCGCUGUCAGCCGCUGGACAGAAUGAUACAGUUCUUGGUUGUGUGAGCGAUGACGACGUGCUGCGCGGGGUGCGACGGUGCUGGGCGUCCAUGUUCGCAUUCACGAGCGCGUACUAUCGCCGACAGAACGGUCAAGUGUGCGAGUGUGCGGGCGGCGUGGUGGUGCAGGCGCUGGUGGCUCCCCGCGCGGCCGGUGUUAUGUUCACCGCGCACCCGCAGCAGGGUGACCCCACCAGGCUGCUGCUGACCGCCAACUACGGUCUAGGAGAGAGUGUGGUGUCAGGAUCCGUGGAACCAGAUACGAUUAUUGUGAGACGCGAGAUGGACGACAAACUCUCAAUAGCACAGCUCAGUCUUGGGUCGAAAACUCAUAAAGUCACUACGAGCGAAAAUGGCGUUACGAUGAUAAACGUAGCUGAACACGAAAAAAAUAUACCUUGUUUGUCCGAGUCUGAGAUAUUCAGAUUGGCUCGGUUGGGCAUAUCCCAAGAGAAACUGUGGGGCGCGGCAAGAGAUAUAGAAUGGGCAAUAUACAAUGAUGAUAUAUUUUUGCUUCAAGCGCGCCCGAUCACGUCUCUAGAGCGAUGGACAGAGGAGGAACUCUUACAUGAGCUUGACUUUCCAAUUAUGUCCGAUGAUGAACUCGUCACGUUCGCCAACACCGGCGAGGUCCUACCGAAGCCGCUAACAGCUUUAAGUUAUGACGUUGUAUUUUUACCGUUGGAGAGGGGCGUGAGCUCCUUAAUACGAACCAACGGUGACGGCUACGAUAAAAACGUUAUUAUCACACACGGCAGGUGUGCUUUGGCAUCGUAUAAUGCAGUGUACCGUCGAGUUCCAAAGAAGAUAGAUGUGAAUAUUCGCAUGUUAGAAAUGGCAAUACACGGUCACAAGGUGGCGGACGAAGAUAUUUUCAACACGGCCUUGCACAGGAGACCUCCUCAAGUCACGGAUAAAAUUUUCGUAAUAUUUGAUAUGUUGAAGAGUUUAAUAACCUCGAAAUGGGCCAUGGAUGAUACGAUCAAGAAUGUAAACAUCAUGAACCUCAAUGUAGAUACAGAUGACCCAAUAGUAUUGUUAGAUACCAUCACUGGGAUGGAGGGCGACAUCUACCAAUACAUGAGAAACCACGGCUCCACGAGUGUUGCGAGUACUUUCAGUCAAUUCAUUGCUAUGACAGUUUUGUUAGAAGGAAGAUCAGAUUUUUCACCGGAAGAAUGCAAUGAAAUUAGUACGUUGCUUAGUUCAGGAGACGUACUAUCAGCUGAAGUACCGCAUGCAUUUUCUAAAUUAGUUCGAAAACUGGACAAACUUGGAAAGUUUCAAGAAUUUAGAGAACAAAAUCCUCAAACCGCUUUAACAUGGUUAAAGAACAAUGUUCCACGGGUUUACAAUGAUGUAUGUAACUUCUUAGAUCAACAUGGGCACAGAGCUAUUAUGGAAUUUGAUUUAUCAACAAAGCCAUGGGCUUUAGUACCAGAAGAUUUGAUGAAAGUUCUCAUGCAAAUGCGACCAUCGAAAGAAGACGUACAACAGAAGAAUAGUGAUGACAUCAUUGCUUCUCUAAAGACACCGAAAAAAUCGAGCACGAGGUCCGUGCUGCGCUGGGCGGUGCCGCUGUGCCGGCGCGCGGUGCGGCACCGCGAGGCCACGAAGGCGCACUUGAUCCUCGCCGUGCACAAGCUGCGCCUCGCCACGCGGCGCCUCGCGCGGCUGCUGGAGCGACGCUGGCUGCUGCCGCGCGCCGACCUCAUCUACUACUUCAGGGCGCACGAGCUGCGGGACUACGUGGCAACGAGGGAUCCCGCCUUGCUAAGAAAAGCGAUUCAACGUCAUCAGUUUUAUCCAUCGUGGUGCAAAAUGAAAUUUGCCGAAAUUCAGAAGGGGUGGCCGGAGCCUCUUAAUUUCGAAGGUCCAAAAAUUACAACUGGAGAAGUGAAAUUGACAGCUACUUCCGUGUGUGGAGGGGAUGUUAUUGCGAGAGCUUGUGUCAUAAAAGAUCUUUCAGAGAUAAACACAUUACAACAGGGAGACGUAUUAAUAACACAUUCCACGGAUAUAGGAUGGUCGCCAUACUUUCCUCUGUUAUCGGGGAUUAUUACGGAACUGGGAGGACUCAUUUCACACGGAGCAGUGAUAGCCCGCGAGUACGGUUUGCCUUGUAUUGUGGGCGCAAUGAACGCUACGGAGCUUUUUAAAACCGGAGAUAUGAUUCGACUAUCUGGAUUCGAGGGAGUUGUAGAAAAGAUCAGCGUUGUAGACGAAGCUGAAAUCAACACUAAGAAAGAUUAAAAGUUCAAAAUUGAGACGCUUAAAUAUUAUCGCACGCUUAAAUAAUAUCCAUAAAACAGGAUGGGGAUUAAAAAUUUAAUUACUAAAUUUUUGAUCCAAAGUAACAAACAGGUCAAGCUAAA